Messenger RNA from Cryptococcus deneoformans JEC21, 2575 nucleotides. Its product is annotated as myosin heavy chain, putative. The transcript is spliced from 4 exons. The record is from RefSeq and is a predicted model, not a curated record. Bases 38 to 2449 code for a protein of 803 amino acids. Lineage: Eukaryota; Fungi; Basidiomycota; Tremellomycetes; Tremellales; Cryptococcaceae.
CACGGAUAUCAAUCACAACUUUCUCCAUAAAAGAGCAAUGGCAGAAGACAAGGCCAAAGAAGAAAGGGCAAAACAGGCAGAGAGAGCGAGGAAGCUGCUCGCUCAGAGAAAGAAGAAGAAAGCAGUAGAGGCUGGUACAGCGUCGGAAUUUCAGACACCUGCAUCAGUAGAUACUCCUACUUUCCCAUCAGCAAGGACAAGCUUGGAUGAUGCGCAGCCAGAGAGUGAGAAAUCCAAGAACGCUGACGCUAAAGACCAAGGAGUUAAACCAGUCGAUGUAAAAGUGGAAACUGAAGUAAUAGAGGAAGAAACACCGCAGGAGGCGGAUAUAAAAGAAAAGCCGCAACUUGAAGCUCGUCUCGAGGAAGCUGCUGUACCAAACCAAGAAACGCCCGACAAACCGGCACCAGUAGAAGAAGAAAGGUCUGCGCCGGAACCGCCUAAGGAGUCCAAGAAGAGCAAGAAGAAGGCUGCUAAGAAAGAAAAACAAGAAGCUGCUAAAGCAGCAGAGGCGGAAGCAGAAGCCAAAGUCCAGGAGGAUGCGGGAUCUGAGAAAGCGACCGAGGACGUUGCUCAGGUGGAACAAACUCCCGCUGGGAGCUCGCAGAAUGAGACCAAGGAGACUGAGACGUCUGAAGGCGUGAAACCAGCACCCGAAGCUUCAAGCAUUGAACCUAAACCUCAACCCCAAGCACAAGGGACUGUCAAGCACACAGAGGAAACCUCCAACGACUCCUUGGCUAAUCUUCAAGAAACUGUAUCCCUUCUCCUCAACGAACGUUCAGAACUCCAAUCCCAGCUAUCCUCCCUUCGCUCUGAGCUUGAAACGGCCCAGGGAGACACGAAACUCUUGGAACAAGGGCGAGAGUUAAUCAAGAACCUGGAGGGGGAGAAACGAUCAUUGGAAUUCCAAUUGAACGAGGUGCAGGAGAAGGCGGCUAGGAUUGAGGGUCUGGAAAGGCAAGUGAAGAGCACUGAAAACGACUUGGACGAGGUAAAGAAGGCGAAGAAAUAUCUGCAGGAAGAAAAGGAACGGUUGGAGUCGGAACUUGUGGCGCAACGAGAUGCUGAGAAAGAAAGAGUGGGAAAACUGGAAAAAGCUAUUGAAAGGUCAAGAGAAAGGGAAGGUGGUCUUGAAGCGGAGAUCAGAAGAUUACGGCAGAAUCAUAACGAACUUUCAAACAACCUGUCCAAUCUAGCCGCUGAUCUUGACUCCCUCCGGUCUUCAUCAGCCCUUACAGAGUCGACCCUUGCGGAUCUUCAAGCCGCCCACGCCACUCUCCGAUCUGUCCAUGAUCAGCUCAGUAGCGACCACUCUACCCUUAAAGACGAACAUUCACGACUAUAUUCUAAACAUUCUUUACUUCAAGAUACGCAUUCCUCUACAAACACCACAUUUAAGUCUCUCCAAGACGCACAUACCUCUUUGCAAUCCGAGCUUGAAUCCAUCAAAUCCAAAUUAAAUAACGCCACGAAACGCGCAGACACCGCCGAGAAGCGGAAGGCAGCUUUGCAGAAUGAUAACGAAGAAUUGUUUAAGCAGCUUGAGGAGGUGCGGGAAAAGGUCGUGCAAGCAAUGGAAGAGAAGGCAGUGUUGGCUAGCGAGGUCGAAGGGUGGGAGAUGAAGGGUAGAGGGUGGGAAAACACUAAGGCAGAGAUGGAGAAGGAUCUAGAAGUGAAAGAUGCUGAAGCUACGGACCUUCACGACCAAAUGUCAUCACUUGCAGAAGAAAACUCUUCCAGAGCAGAGCAAAUCACUUCUCUCUCCUCCCAGCUCUCCAAAGCUCAAGAACAGAUCUUCUCCCUCCAAUCAUCCCUACUUGCCGCACAAGCUGCUGCCAUCCCUCUCCCCGCUUCCCCCUUAGCGUCCACCUCUGCCCUUAGCCCUCCGCAGGAAAACCCCGACUUAUUGAGCACCGCUGAAGCAGCCCAUGCGCUGGAAGUGAGUAACCUCACAGCUGUCAUCCGUAGCUUGGAAGACGGAUUGUACAAGCGCGAAAUGCGAUUGCAUGAAUUGGAGAGACAGAUAAUGAAUCUUUCUGGCCGAUCUGGGACGUACAGGUCCACGAGCGGGAGUGGUAGUGGUAAUGGGGCCAAGGGAUACUUCUUCUCGCCGCCUGAUCAAGAGCCAUCAGCUCCCCAAUCGCCCACCAUUGCUCUUAAGCCGAGGUUAAAUCCUGUAGACGCCAUCCUCCCUCACUCAGUACGACAUAAACGUCAAGUAUCUCUCAAUGCUCUGAAAGCGAGAAUGGAACCUAGCAUGAGCCUUAAAGGUGCUUCGCCGCUGAGAGGUUCGAGAACGAUGGGCGAGAUCAAAGAAGAAGUUAAUAUGGGAGAUGAAGGAAGGCGAGAAAGUAUGGACAGUCGGAUCGUUGGUGUGAGAAAACAAUUCGGAGACGAGAUCAUGUUCUGCUGUCCCGCAUGUGAUGGACAUCUCAUCACACUCUAAACGUUUUCGCAUAUCGAAAAUGUUAAAAUAAUGCGUAAACAAAGAAUGAACAUUACUUGGAUUCAUGAGUGGAAGAAAAAGGGAUGGAGGUAUAGGUAUAGAUUCAUCCAUGCAUACAUCAUAUAC